This is a messenger RNA of Acanthopagrus latus (yellowfin seabream), 5557 nucleotides long. RefSeq names its product proteoglycan 4 (gene prr36b). The transcript is spliced from 6 exons. Lineage: Eukaryota; Metazoa; Chordata; Actinopteri; Spariformes; Sparidae. The record is from RefSeq and is a predicted model, not a curated record. The coding region runs from base 547 to 4434 and encodes 1295 amino acids.
GUGUAAGAGAGAGAGAGAGAGAGAGAGAGAGAGAGAGAGAGAGAGAGAGAGAGAGAGAGAGAGAGAGGAGUGAAGCGUCAUUCUCCUCCUUUCUUCCUUUCAGUGAACGCGCAUCACUUGAGAGAAACGGCGCCCCAGACCCAGAAGUUUCUUGUCUGCCGGCUCGGCUCGAUACUCGACACUGUUCAGUUUUUUCCCCCCCGGUUUCGUUUUUAUCCUCAUCCCUCACUUUCCUUUUUUUCUCUCUCUCCCUCUCCCUGGCUCGAGGAUUCAGCCGGGGUGUAGCAGUAAUACAGGGCGUAGCUGAAGAAGGAUUUCGCUAGCUCGCCGCUGCACUGACUGCUGCUCUGGCCAUCUGUGCAAAGGAAAACAGAGAACAGAGGGAUGGACGGAGAGCGGUCGUGGUGGGGGAAGGAAAGAAAUCGAGGAGGGGAAAAUGACCAGACCUCACUGUCUCUGGAAAGCCUGUAGACCUGUACCCAUCUUGUGAGAUUUAAGUCCAUCAGACCUGCACCGCAGAGACGGACCACUACCACUCUGAGGGAGAUGAAGCCGGAUGGGGUUGUCACGGCAGCAAUGGAGCCAAUGGAAACACUGGAAUCCAAUCCAGUGAAUGAGGCAGCACCAGCCGCGGGACAGGAGCCCAAUCAGGCAGCCAGUCCAGCAGAGGAGGCGAUGCCACAGCAACCUGCAGGAGAGACAGGCCAGGUGGAACCCCAGCUGGAGCAGUCCAAGGAAACCACAGCUGCCAAGACCAGCAACAAAGCGUCAGGAGACUCCAAAGCCAAGACGACCAACAAGGCUGCGGCCAAGACAAAACCUGGUACCACAAACCCAACCAAGACCACAACUGGCCCACGGCCCAACAACGCAUCCCAGAGCCGCCUCGCAAAUGGCGUGUCAAAGCCCCAGACCAACGGAGUGGCUAAGAAAGCCCCGUCUGCCGCAGUGAAAAAGAGCACCCCAACCACAGCUCCCGCCAAAAAACCAACAGGCCCUGCCAGCAAAGUGGGUGAGAAGAAAGCCACGGGGGCUGCCCCUGCCACCAAUGGUGCAAAAUCAAUGACUGGAACAACGGCGGCCAAGAAGACACCAUCCACCACUACUAAUGGCGUCAAAACUAGCACCACCACGGCUGCGGCUAAAAAGCCCCCAGCAUCCAAACCUGCCUCUGCAACUCCCACCAAGCCGAGCUCCACUGCCUCACCUAAGCCCCCUGCUUCCAAGACAACUAGGCCUUCAACUGGCACGACAGCUUCAUCUCGUCCUGCCACAGGCUCAACCCGGCCACCCACUGCCAGCACAACCAAGAGCUCCCCAGCUACAGCCAAACCUGCCACCCCUAAAACCUCCACCACUGCCAGGCCUACUGCCUCCAAACCAACCUCUACUACCCCCUCUGGUGGCAAACCUCUAGCAUCACAAACAUCCAGAAAUGCAACCCCUGUGAAAAAAGAUGCUUCAAAACCAGCCACCCCAGCAUCCAAAAAGCCUGCAGAGUCCCCCCUGACUCGCUCAUCUGCUACAACCAAGUCAGCAAAACCUGAGACCCCCAAAUCAGCCUCAAAAUCAGACGUCACUGCUAAAAAGCCUCCUGCUAGUAAGGCUGCAGAUACAAAGACACCCAGUCGCCCCAAAGACAGUAAGGCACCUUCUAAGGAUGCUUCCAAAACUCCUGUGUCCAAAUCGGCUGCAGCAAAGACCUCCACCCCCAAGAAACCUGUGGGCUCCAGCACCCCGACGCCUGUGAAACGUGGCCCCAAACCUGCUGCAGAGCCUGAAAAGGAAAUAUCUGCUGCUGUAGCUGCUGCUGCAGCAAUCGCAACUGCAGCAGCUGCCAUUGUCGGGGCAGAGGAACAAGAACCACCUGCAGUGGCAGUUGUGGAACCAUCUCCUGGGCCAGAGCCAGUCUCUGCACCAGUGUUGGAAGUGACACCAGAGCCUGUACGAGAACCAACCCCAGAACCUUUACGAGAACCAACUCCAGAGCCGAUACGGGAACCAACACCAGAACCUGUGCGAGAACCUACACCAGAACCUAUACGAGAGCCAACACCAGAACCUGUUAGAGAACCGACACCAGAGCCAAUACGUGAACUUACACCAGAACCUGUACGAGAAGCAUCUCCUGAACCACUGUCUCUGCCAUCAGCGGAGCCAGAGCUCAAGGCCGAUCCCAUUCAUGAAGCAGCCUCCAAUGUUCAGCCAUCAGCCCAACUGGACCUUUUCCAAUUUGAGGAGUCUGCAAAUGACUCGGUUUCUUCUCUGGGAACUACCGUCAUGUCUCCUCCCUCUUCCCCACCUGGCCGUGUUUCCCCUGUCAGAGAGCCACAGAACGCCUCCUCUCUGCUGGACAUGCAUUUCCAGUCUGAUAUGAUGAAUUUCCAGACAGAAGAGAAAAAGGAGGACAAAGAACAGUUUGAGGCACGAAAGACUAUGGAGGAUGAAGACGAGGAAGAGGAGGAGGAGGAAGAAGAAGAGAAGGAGAACCUGUUUAUGCCUACCUCCACAGCUCCAUCUGCAGAUGCCUUCAAUGUGAUGGCACAACCCAAUCUGUUGGGUACCUCACCCAUGGAUGACUUCGCCUCCAGGCACCUGAUCUCCCCUCAUGAAAAGGAGGAGGCAGUGGAAAAGGCUGAUGAAGAGAUAAAUGAGGACGAUGAUGAUGAUGAGGAUGAAGAUGAGGAACAGAGGAGAUUAGGCCAUCAGCCUUCUUCUUUGAUCACCGAUAUGAGCACGUCUCAGCCCUCUGAAGAGUUCCAGGUCCGGUCCUCAGCUUUCGGUGGCUCUGCAGGUUGGCACGGUGACGACCUGCUGUCUGGGAUGGACUCUGAGGACGUGAGCAGCUGCACCAGCAGUCGGCAGCAGGGAGUGUCUGACCUCAGCAGCACCCAGCAUACUGCCAUAUUGGAAGGCACCCAGAGCUCAGACGCUCUGGUCGAUUCAAGCCUUCGUGGAUCUGAGGGCGAUGGUAAUCUCAUGGGUUCUCCCAACGUGGAAACCCUGGCCAACGAAGAGGAAGACGAUGAAGAGGACGAGAGGGUUGAUGAUAUGGACUUGAGUUCAGAGAGGGUAGAGGAGCAUCACAAAGCGUUCCAGCAGGAGGAACAUGACGAGGAUGAGGAUGAAGAUGUGGAGAUGCACAGUGAAGGCGUGACGGAGAGUUGUGAGAAUGCAGAUGAAGACGACUUCAAUGAGGAGGAGCGUUUGGACAACCUCAAUCGCUCUGGUCCUCCACCUUGCGUCCCCCCGACCUCCUCCUGGGGCCAGACCAACCCCUUCUCUGAUCCCUGGGCUCAACCAGCCUCUCUGCUCUCUGUCUCCUCCCCUAGCCCCAUUUCUGACCAUGGUGCAGUUGAGUCUGAAACACCCACCCUGUCUCCUGCCCAGGCACGUUUGGAGAGCAGUGCCCCCUCCUUUGCUCCUCAGUCAAAAGAUGAGUUCGGCCAGCAUGAGGAGAUGAAGAGCUCGGCCCCUGAGGAGGUUCAUGACUUACUUGGUGCCCAAGCAGGAGGCAUGUCCCAGCCGAGCGCUCUGGCCGCCCACAGUGGUAGCGAGACGAGCACACCAGAGGACCUCCGCGACUAUGACAGCAGCUCUGGGGUGGAGUCCCGCUCAGACAAACAGCAGACACCAGUACCUGCUUCAGUCCAGCCUGACAUGGAGCAGGACCUGGGUAUUCACUUGGAGAAAGGCGAUGGCGAAGAGGAGGAGGCUGAGACACUUCCUGCCGAUGAGGUCUUAGGAACGGGACCCCCAACUGCUCCAGCAUCUGCCCCCUCUUCCCCCUCCACCUCAGGAGACGAGGCCAGCGACACAGAGGGUGAGAUGCAAAUAAACGACCCUGAUGCGCCAGUGAUGAUGGAUGAGAGCGCUGGAUUUGAAAGCCCCACUCCCACCUGUAGUCUGCCUGCUCUUGAGGAGGAUGAAGAGGCGGCGGACACAGCAGCCGGAGAGGGUGAAGAGGAUGGAGGUGGGACCACCCCUCAGUCAGCCAACUCUGUGGCAUCUUACGGCUUUGACUGCACCACAUCCAACUCCAACGCCCAUUCCAUGGCCGAGAGCUGUGGAAAGAGCCCAGGGAUUUUCUCUCUUGAGAAUGAGGAGCAGCUGCCAGAGGAGGCAAAGGACCCCUCCCUCAUCAAGGAGUUGACCCUGCCAUCAGCUGCUGCUGCUGCCCAGGCAGAGGACCUGCUGGGCAGACACGUGGACCUGAUGCCUUUGGGCCAUCCGGGAGAGAACCAGCCCAGUCUAGGGGAGCACCACUACAUGCUGGGGGGAAAGAUUGCAGGAGACCACCUGGAGGAGGUCGAUCCGUUGGAGCCCAGUCGCCACUUCGGGGCCCAGGAAUCUGAAGACACCGGUGACAGCCAGCCACCCUACUACUCUACCAUAUGUGAUAAGACUGAUAGUUUUCUGGCAGGUAAUGUAUAAGUCCCUCCUAUUACCCUUGGAAUGCACCUUUUCCCCGCAACCUUCCCCCUUUACCUGUUGUUCGUUUUCUCUCCAGUUGGGUUAGAUGGCUUAGAAGAACAAAAAAGGAGAGCAAGAUUGUAGGAAAAGAAUUUUAAAAAAGUGAACAGAGGAGAUGGAAAAAAAAUGACUGUAGCAAUUUUUAAAUGAAGCCUCCCUCUUUCAUACUGGUAUGGUCACGGUUAUGAGUGUAUGGCUUAAACUCCUUUAUGUACAAUAGCUACUACCAUUUUCUAGUAGAAUGUUCUUUUUAAGUAACACUGCAUAUUCUGUAGCCCCUGAUGGGGUAUUGACUGAUUGGUCCAAUGUGACUGAGCUUUGAAACCGAAAAAAGCAAAAAAAAACAACAAAAAAAAAACAGAUGAAAUGACAUGGACUCAUUGUGUAUUUAUCCUACUGUUUUUACCGAACAAAUGUCAAUGAUUUUUUUUGUUUUGUAUUUGCUUAUUUGUUUUUCUGUUUGUUUUUUCUGUUGAAACCUGGUCUUCCCUACCCUGUGUACACACGCUUCAUGUUCAACAGCACCAUAGCGAUAGUCAAAUGCUCCUUUUCAAAGUUUGUGUUCUUGUUUCAAGACUUUUAGCUAUCAAAAUAAAGGCUAGAUAUUAACACGGCGGCUCGCCCUUACAGAUUUGUUGAGGUAGGUAUGGGAGUUAUUAGAUUGCAUUUGGUGAAGUUUUUUAAAUGUGUGCUUCAAGAGGUUCUGCGCUCUUUGCAUAGGUUGUUAAGGUAUAUAACGUGCAGUCACGUACAGUAUGUGUUUCAGGCAUUGGUUUUAAGUGGCUAAGCUUCAAGCCUCAGUUAGCUGAUCAUAUGUGUUCCAGAAGAGACUAACGACUAGCCUUUUAUUUGUGAUGAGACACUGCAUUGUCCUACAUUGCUCUCACAGUUGAGCUUUACACUCGCUGAAACGUUUUCAUAGUUGGGCGUUUGGUUUACUAUUUCAACAGUAUAUUGCAUGUUUAACUAACAAAGAUUGUGUACUACAUUGAAUUUGAAACAAUUCUACACUAGACAUGUUCAUAAAUGAAUGGUUCACACUAGGUUAUCUCUCAAAAUUCCAUUAAAACAUCAUUGCAAGGCA